UCUCUAACGUGAUGAAACUCAUCUUCUCUCCUCCACUCCGGCUCAUUAUUUAUCACGCUAAGCUUCAUUCUUCUGCUCGUUGCAUUACCAAAAAAAAUAUAUUUUCGCAAGUAUUUCAUAUUUGCUAAAAUGUCUUGUUGUAUCACGUCGUUUCUGUACUCGAUCCUUCUCUAUUUCGCCAUAAUUCCUGCCCUCACCCUUCUUGCAAUACGACUUACAAUUAGGAAGUUACGUGGGAAAGUUGACAUCACGAAUGAAGUUGACAUCAGCGGAAAGACCGUGAUUGUUACCGGAGCCUCGGAUGGGAUUGGAAAAGUGACCGCGGAGGAAUUUGCCGUUCGCGGAGCCAGAGUUAUUUUGGCGUGCAGAAAUUUACAGAAGGCAGAACGAGCAGUGGCGGAUAUCCGCAUGCGGACAACAAAUGGAGAAAUGAUAAUAAUGCACCUCAAUCUGUCAUCACUCUCUUCCGUGAGACAGUUCGCGUCGGAAUUUAUCCAAAAAUAUGGGGGCGGCCUAUCCAUCCUUGUCAACAAUGCCGGACUUGUUAACCCUGUCGGGAUGAGGAAGCUGACUGAGGACGGAUUUGAAGAGGCAUUCGGCGUCAACCAUCUCGGCCACUUUCUUCUCACCAAUCUCCUCCUUCCCGAACUAGUAAAAGCUGGAGAAAAAAAUCCUUCCGACCCAAGUCGCGUGGUUAUCGUCUCAUCCGGCGCCCAUAGUUGGGGUUCACUCAGCUUGGAUGAUUUAAUGUAUGAAAAAACUCCACUAGAAGACUGGAAAUGGAUUUCCAAACUUUAUUGCAAUUCAAAACUUGCCAACAAUCUAUUCAACUUAGAACUCGCCAAGAAAUUCAGGUCUGACAAGGUCAACGUCAACUGUUACGCCCUUUGUCCUGGAUUUGUCGACACGAAUAUUGGCAAGGAAAAUAUGGCAGACAAUCCGCCACCCUUUUGGGUUACACAUGUCUUGUUUCCGCUUCUUAAAUUGGUGAUGGUGAAGGACGCCAAAGAGGGUGCUGAAACAACAGUGUACUGCUCCCUCAGCAAGUAUUUGACGCAUCACAGUGGAGAAAUGUACAGGAAUUGUGAAUUUUGGGACUACAGCAAGAGACCCAAACUCAGCGAGAAGGACGCCACAAAGUUGUGGGAGAAGAGUGAAAAAUUGGUCAAGUUGAACUAACACAAACUGUAACCUCUCAGAUUCAUGUCUUAAGGCAUACGUGGAUAUGAUUAUCUACUUAACAGAGACUUAAGAUGAAUGCAUUUAUGUCUUUUAACUCCAUUAACCAAAUAAAAAAUAUGCCUUGAGAACAUUUAAGCA
Molecule: messenger RNA, 1320 nt
Organism: Folsomia candida
Lineage: Eukaryota; Metazoa; Arthropoda; Collembola; Entomobryomorpha; Isotomidae
Product: retinol dehydrogenase 12
Exons: 3
Coding region: 130-1179 (349 amino acids)
Source: RefSeq, a predicted model, not a curated record